This is a messenger RNA of Maudiozyma saulgeensis, 1194 nucleotides long. The record is from the annotation of a GenBank genome assembly. Lineage: Eukaryota; Fungi; Ascomycota; Saccharomycetes; Saccharomycetales; Saccharomycetaceae.
AUGCGAAAUAAAGUCGUUUACCUUUUAAGGAAGGUUACAAUCCCCAUUAUCUCACUCACAAUUUUUCUGAAUGAUAUCCUGGUGAUCUUAGUGAUCCAGUAUUCAUCUCUCCAUUUUAUUUCUGUUAACAGGGAAACUUUACAAAGAAUAUUAGAUAUGACUAAACGCUCCUUUCUAGAUAUUUUGGUAACAAUCUUAGAGAUAAUUGCCCCAUCGCAUGUAAGAAUUACUACAGAAAAUGAUAGUGUCCCACGUAAUACAUUCCGUGUGAAUCCAAAGACAAACGUUAUUGAAUCUAGUCUAGAUCCAUGUACGAUAAGCAUAUGUAACCACCAAAUUUAUACAGAUUGGAUAUUCCUGUGGUGGAUUGCGUACACUGCUAAACUAGGGGGUAGAGUUCAUAUAAUGUUAAAAAAAUCAUUAGAGUCAGUUCCAUUGUUAGGUUAUGGUAUGAAGAAUUUCAAGUUUAUAUUUAUGAAUAGAAAAUGGAUCCACGAUCGUGCCACUUUGAGUAGCCGUUUGGGUGAGCUUGAUGCAGACGCUAGACACCAAGGGCCAUUGUCUGGUAAAGAACCAGCCUCUAUUGAUGAGGAUGGUUGUAACCAGUGGCCAAUUACGACUGAAUCUUUAAAUAGUACAUCUUGGCCUUAUAAUCUAAUUUUAUUUCCGGAAGGUACCAAUUUCACUGAUAACACAAAAGGUAAAAGUAAGGCAUACGGUGCAAAGGUUGGUAAAGCCACCUUUGAUCAUGUAUUACUACCACAUACCACAGGUUUGAGACAUUGCAUUAAAAGUUUACAACCUAGCUUAAAUGUGGUUUAUGAUAUUACAAUUGGUUAUUCAGGAGUGCGUUCAGGUGAAUAUGCAGAAAGUCUGUACGGGUUGAAAAGUAUUUUCCUGGAAAGUAAGUAUCCCAAACUCGUUGAUAUACAUAUUAGAGGUUUUAAAGUAGAAGAAAUUCCAGUUGAUGAUGAGGAAGCAUUUAAUGAAUGGCUGUACAAUGUAUGGAGGGAAAAAGACGAAUUAUUAGAUAGGUACUAUAAGAUUGGAACAUUCAAUCAUGACAAGGAUUUGCAACACACAAUAAUUGGUGAUUUUAAGAUCCACCGUACUGAGGCAUGUCUUGCUUUGCUAUGUCCAAUUGUUACAACUAUUUUAUUUUUGAAGUAUGUUAUCUCCUUCUUUCUAGGAUAA